Molecule: messenger RNA, 1755 nt
Organism: Saccharomyces cerevisiae S288C
Lineage: Eukaryota; Fungi; Ascomycota; Saccharomycetes; Saccharomycetales; Saccharomycetaceae
Gene: MAL32
Product: alpha-glucosidase MAL32
Exons: 1
Coding region: 1-1755 (584 amino acids)
Biological process (GO): disaccharide catabolic process; carbohydrate metabolic process
Molecular function (GO): alpha-glucosidase activity; alpha-1,4-glucosidase activity
Source: RefSeq, marked reviewed
AUGACUAUUUCUGAUCAUCCAGAAACAGAACCAAAGUGGUGGAAAGAGGCCACAAUCUAUCAAAUUUACCCAGCAAGUUUUAAAGACUCCAAUAACGAUGGCUGGGGUGAUUUAAAAGGUAUCACUUCCAAGUUGCAGUAUAUUAAAGAUCUUGGCGUUGAUGCUAUUUGGGUUUGUCCGUUUUAUGACUCUCCUCAACAAGAUAUGGGGUAUGAUAUAUCUAACUACGAAAAGGUCUGGCCCACAUACGGUACCAACGAGGACUGUUUUGAGCUAAUUGACAAGACUCAUAAGCUGGGUAUGAAAUUCAUCACCGAUUUGGUUAUCAACCACUGUUCUACAGAACACGAAUGGUUCAAAGAGAGCAGAUCCUCGAAGACCAAUCCGAAGCGUGACUGGUUCUUCUGGAGACCUCCUAAAGGUUAUGACGCCGAAGGCAAGCCAAUUCCUCCAAACAAUUGGAAAUCUUUCUUUGGUGGUUCAGCUUGGACUUUUGAUGAAACUACAAAUGAAUUUUACCUCCGUUUGUUUGCGAGUCGUCAAGUUGACUUGAAUUGGGAGAAUGAAGACUGCAGAAGGGCAAUCUUUGAAAGUGCUGUUGGAUUUUGGCUGGACCAUGGUGUAGAUGGUUUUAGAAUCGAUACCGCUGGUUUGUAUUCGAAACGUCCUGGUUUACCAGAUUCCCCAAUUUUUGACAAAACCUCGAAAUUACAACAUCCAAAUUGGGGGUCUCACAAUGGUCCUAGGAUUCAUGAAUAUCAUCAAGAACUACACAGAUUUAUGAAAAACAGGGUGAAAGAUGGUAGAGAAAUAAUGACAGUCGGUGAAGUUGCCCAUGGAAGUGAUAAUGCUUUAUACACCAGUGCAGCUAGAUACGAAGUCAGCGAAGUUUUCUCCUUCACGCACGUUGAACUUGGUACCUCGCCAUUUUUCCGUUAUAACAUAGUGCCCUUCACCUUGAAACAAUGGAAAGAAGCCAUUGCAUCGAACUUUUUGUUCAUUAACGGUACUGAUAGUUGGGCUACCACCUACAUCGAGAAUCACGAUCAAGCCCGGUCAAUUACGAGAUUUGCUGACGAUUCGCCAAAGUACCGUAAAAUAUCUGGUAAGCUGUUAACAUUGCUAGAAUGUUCAUUGACAGGUACGUUGUAUGUCUAUCAAGGUCAGGAGAUAGGCCAGAUCAAUUUCAAGGAAUGGCCUAUUGAAAAGUAUGAGGACGUUGAUGUGAAAAACAACUACGAGAUUAUCAAAAAAAGUUUUGGUAAAAACUCGAAGGAAAUGAAGGAUUUUUUUAAAGGAAUCGCCCUACUUUCUAGAGAUCAUUCGAGAACUCCCAUGCCAUGGACGAAAGAUAAGCCCAAUGCUGGAUUUACUGGCCCAGAUGUUAAACCUUGGUUUUUCUUGAAUGAAUCUUUUGAGCAAGGAAUCAAUGUUGAGCAGGAAUCCAGAGAUGAUGACUCAGUUCUCAAUUUUUGGAAAAGGGCCUUGCAAGCCAGAAAGAAAUAUAAGGAACUUAUGAUUUAUGGUUACGAUUUCCAAUUCAUUGAUUUAGACAGUGACCAGAUCUUUAGCUUCACUAAAGAGUACGAAGACAAGACGCUGUUUGCUGCUUUGAAUUUCAGUGGCGAAGAAAUUGAAUUCAGCCUCCCAAGAGAAGGUGCUUCUUUAUCUUUUAUUCUUGGAAAUUAUGAUGAUACUGACGUUUCCUCCAGAGUUUUGAAACCAUGGGAAGGUAGAAUCUACCUCGUCAAAUAA